AUUCUUUUCUACUCCAGAAGAGACUGCUGGCUUAUAUCUAGGCGCGUCUGGAUCCUCGUGUCUCAACUGCUCCAGCGCUUCCCCGCCUUCUCGCUCCUGACUGGCUGGUCCCAUUGUUUUGCUCAUCUCUUGUCCCUUUUUGACCUCGAUUGAUCUUUGCUUCCGUUUCCUCCCCCCAACUUCCGUGGAUCUUAUCGCUCAGAUAUCCAUCCUCCAUCAACUAUCAACCAACCAUGCCCCCCCAAAGGAAACGCAAGUCGGAGAGCGCGUCAAUCGCCGAGGAGUCAGGCUCUCCUGCUGCGAAGAGAGUUGCCGCUCCCGAGACUCCUGCUACCGGAGAGAAGAGAAAGAGGGGUCGUCCCAGAAAGUACCCUGAGGGUAGCACUCCCAAGCGUCCUGACGGCCCCAAAAGAGGCCGUGGCCGUCCUCGUAAAGACCCGAAUGCCCCUACCCCCUCUAAGCCUACGACUCCCAAGGAAGGCAGACGGCCCAUCGGUAGACCGAGGAAGACUCCGACCCAGAAUGGAACCAACUCCACACCGUCCAAGACCAAGACAGAGACAGCUGAAGCCGAAGCCUCAGAGGAGCGCUCAUACUGGCUAAUGAAGGCCGAGCCGGAGUCACGGAUGGAGAAGGGUGUUGAUGUAAAAUUCUCCAUCGAUGAUCUGCGGGCCCGCAAGGAGCCCGAGCCUUGGGACGGUGUGCGUAACCCUGUUGCACAAAAACACAUGCGAGAGAUGAAGAAGGGCGAUUUUGCCUUCUUCUACCACUCCAACUGCAAAGUCCCCGGCAUUGCGGGUGUAAUGGAGAUUGUGCAAGAGCACUCCCCGGAUGAAUCGGCCUUCGAUCCUGCCCACCCAUACUACGAUGAGAAGUCGAACCGCGAUAACCCCAAGUGGCAGGUGGUCCAUGUGCAGUUCCAGCGCAAGUUCAAGAACCUCGUCACGUUGAACGAGCUCAAGUCACAUGCCAGCCUCGGAGGUGCCCUUGAGAACCUGCAGGUGCUCAAACAGUCACGGCUGAGCGUGACCCCCAUCAGCGCCGCCGAGUGGGAGUACAUAAUGGGGCUCGCGGAGGGAAACGAGCUUCAGGCCGAGGCAGCUGAAGCCUCGAAUGAUGACAGUGCUGGAGGCGACGAGCCUGGCUCCAGCGAGUAAAGGAUAUAGCGAUUUAAUUAUAGCGAUUCUGGGAUGACGUACUCUUGUGGAAUUCGAUAUGCGCAUAUUUACUUUGUACAAUCAAGGGACUUUCGGAGC
Aspergillus ibericus CBS 121593 is the source of this 1256-nucleotide messenger RNA. RefSeq names its product AT DNA binding protein. The transcript is spliced from 7 exons. Gene Ontology annotation, biological process: regulation of DNA-templated transcription. Gene Ontology annotation, cellular component: nucleus; chromatin. Bases 234 to 1157 code for a protein of 307 amino acids. NCBI's taxonomy places the organism in Eukaryota, Fungi, Ascomycota, Eurotiomycetes, Eurotiales, Aspergillaceae. The record is from RefSeq and is a predicted model, not a curated record. Gene Ontology annotation, molecular function: DNA binding.